AAGAGAACAAAAUGUUGGUUAAAUAGUGGCGCUCUUGUAAGGCAUGUCAAAAAAUACUAACAGAGUUGGUUGAUUUUGGUAUAAUAUUAAUAUCGAUACAGAGGCCACGAUGUUUACCUUUAGAGGAGAUGGUCACCCUGCCGUGCCAUGCAAUUUUAUUGUGAAACACGGGCCACAGAAAAGCUUUUCGCGCAAAUUUUGUGAUUUAAUGCCAAAAUUCAUGUAAUUAUUUCGUGUUUUUGGCAAUCAUUCAACAUGCGGUGCUACUACGAAGAGCUCGGUCUUGCCCGUGACUCCAACGAAAGUGACAUCAAGACAGCAUACAGAAAACUAGCGCUACGCUGGCAUCCAGACAAAAAUCCCGACUGUUUGGCGGAGGCAAAGGAACGCUUUCAGCUGAUACAACAGGCGUAUGAGGUGCUCUCCGAUGCCCAAGAGCGUGCCUGGUACGAUAAUCAUCGCGAUCAGAUACUACGUGGCAAGAAUUCGGAGUACUCCGAGAAUUCUCUCGACGUCUUUCAAUAUUUUACGAGUUCCUGCUAUAAAGGCUUUGGCAACGAUGAUCAGAGUUUCUAUAGCGUAUAUCGGGAUGUCUUCAACAACAUUGCAUCCGAGGAUCUGGAGUUCAUGGACAGCGACGAUGAAUUAGGCGCACCGCAAUUCGGUAAUGCGGACAGCAGCUAUGAGGAUGUUGUGGGCCCUUUCUAUGCAUACUGGAUGUCCUACAGCACCAAAAAGACUUACGAAUGGCUGUGUCCUUACGAUGUUCGCGAAAUCAAGGAGCGCUUUAUCCUACGCAAGGUCGAGAAGGAGAUGAAGAAGAUUGUGCAGGCUGCACGCAAGGAACGCAACGAGGAGGUGCGCAACUUGGUGUCAUUUGUGCGUAAGCGAGAUCGUCGACUGCAAGCCUACAGGCGUGUCCUAGCGGAACGUGCUGAGGCGAAUCGCCUUAAGCAGGAGGAGCAACGCAAGCAGCAUCUGCGCGAACGCCAAGAGCAAUUGGCGGCGGUGCGUGCCAACAAAGUAGCCAACGAUGGCUACGAAGAGCAACUGCGGCAGCUGGAGCAGCAAUAUGGCAGCGACUCCGACAUCUAUACAGACGAAGAAGAGGAGGACGAAGAGGAUGAGGAUGACGCUGAUCAUCAGGAGGAAGACGAUGAGGACGCUGAGUUGGACGAAUUGGAGUAUGUUGAUGAUCUCUAUUGCGUGGCAUGCAACAAGUCAUUUAAGAAUGCCGGAGCACGCAGCAACCACGAGGAGAGCAAAAAGCAUCGCGACAACGUGGAACGUUUGCGACAAGAAAUGGAAAGCGAGGAACAGGAAUUCAAUGAGCACAACGAGAGCCUGAAUGCAACCGAGGAAAGUCUGGCGGAGCUGCAGCUUAAUGGCAGUCACGAAACGGCUGACAGCGAUCAGUUGGAAGAGGAACUGAUCGAGCAACAGCAAAGCAAGCGUAACAAGAAGAACAAAAAGUCAAAGAAGGCAGCACCUAAAGCUGUAGCUGUGCACAGCGACGAUGAUGAGGAGGCGGAGGCGCCUCCUGCAGAUUUCAAUCCAGCUGCCAGCAACUCAGACGACGCUGAAGACGACGAUUGGAGUCGCGGCAAGAAGGCGACCAAAAAGACAAGGGCCAAAAAUAAGACAACAAAUGGCAAACAAAAAGUCGAAGCGGAAGCGAAGCCAGCAGCUGAAGCCAAGUCCAAGACAGCGUCAACGUUGCCCACGAAGAGCAGUAGAGACAAGGAUGAUGGUGAUGAUGAAGAUGCACCAUCAGCUGUGCAACACACUUGCGUCACCUGCAAACUGGUGUUUGACUCAAAGAACAAACUGUUUGCGCAUCUGAAGAAGACAAAUCACGGCGUCUACAUACCCAAGUCCAAGCCGGAAGUGGAGGGCAAACCGCCUGGCAAAGGAAAAGGCAGGCGGAAGUAGAUUGUCUCAGAGGGUUGCUCUCUAGUUAGAUAGAAAAGAUGUAUAGUUGUUUAUUUAUGUUAAAUUCGAAAUUAAAUUAAGUGCAAAAUGCCCAAUUAAAUUCGCAUUUAUGUGUGCUCAAGGAAUGCAAACAAGUUUGCUGCCCGCCUCGACGCGACGUCGCACGCGUGUCCUUAGAUUGGAGGACUCUGCCUUGAGACUGAUGCCAGCAGCAGCAAGCGUCAGCAGAAUGCUCAGUAUGCCACAGUAGAAUGAGAUGCCUGGAACAGACUUCAUUAUAGCAACUUAAAUAUAAUAAAAACUGUCUGCUUACCUAUGCUGCAGUCGGCGGGAUAGAAGGGUUCCGCCUCCGUGCCACAGAGACGUUGCACGCGCGGCGCACGCCAGCCCAAGGGAUGCAAAAACAUGGCCAACAUAACCGAGAUGCCUGCAAAGUAGUAGUAGAGAGCAUUAGUCUAAUUUCUAGUAGAGUUUAUUGAUGCACUUACCCGCCAACACCUGGGCACAGGCGGUCAUGUUGUGUAUACUCUUGCCACAAGCGGACUGGCGGCAGCAGGUCAACAGUGUGGCAGCCACGGUGAGCGAGAGCAGCGCGAAACCAAGUGACAUGAAGAACAUGGCCAGCUUCCAUUCCCAGGGAUAAACGCUGCCAUCGGUGGCAAAGCCAUCCAGAUCAAAGCUGCCACAAUGAUAACCCGAAUGCGUUUGCUUGCAUCGCGUAUAGAUACCAACCGAGGGAUAGCGAUGCGACGUACUCGAAUUGAGACUAGGAUUAGGUGGUCCAAUUAGCCACUUGGGCGUGACCAGCGAGACAGCGAGCAGCAUAUCGGCGACCAGCGAGCAAAGGAACCAGACUAGACUCACACUCGUUAUGAUCACGUAGCACAUUGUUAAGCAAGAGAUGUGAGAUUCGGGAUUGGGUUAAAGAUGAUUUGAUGAUAAGUUGUUGCAAUCCAAGUGGUCAAAACGCGUCAGCACUUGACGAAUACAUAAUUGUCUCUGUUGUGCGGGCUUUUUAAUCAUUUCUCAUUUGGCAGUGCGUGCUAUGCUAUGAGCUAGCUAUACACACAUACAAACUAACGCACACACACACUCCCCCACAACCACCACCACUUACAGCAACAACAGCGCCACUUCCUUCCAGCUGACCAACGAAGCAGCGGCCGUGCCCGAAAUGGAAUUGUUUAUUUUAUAUGCUUUCGUUGUCUGUUUUAUGUUAUUCAUUCACCCCACUCACACACACAUACACACACUUGUAGACACGUUGGAAGCCAAUUGGAAAUAGUCAAACUUAUUGUUGUUGUUGUUGAUAUUAAACUCUUCUAUUUUUUCAAUGUGCUGUCAAUUUUGCAACAUUAUGCCGCAAACUCAACUUCCUUGUGCGCAGGCGUUUGUGGACGUGUUGCA
Molecule: messenger RNA, 3339 nt
Organism: Drosophila sulfurigaster albostrigata
Lineage: Eukaryota; Metazoa; Arthropoda; Insecta; Diptera; Drosophilidae
Product: dnaJ homolog subfamily C member 21
Exons: 2
Coding region: 256-1932 (558 amino acids)
Cellular component (GO): cytoplasm
Molecular function (GO): zinc ion binding; nucleic acid binding
Source: RefSeq, a predicted model, not a curated record